AUGCCUCCUAAGAUUCAACAAUCUAAGGCAGCCAAGGCUGCUGCCGCCAUGUCUGGUGGUAAAUCCAAGAAGAAGAAGUGGAGUAAGGGAAAGGUCAAGGACAAGGCCCAACACCACGUCAUCCUUGACCAACCUUUGUACGACCGUAUCUUCAAGGAGGCUGCUACUUACAAGCUCGUCACCGUCUCUGUCCUUGUCGACAGACUGAAGAUUGGUGGUUCUUUGGCCCGUCGUGCCCUCAAGGACCUUGAGGCCCAAGGUGUCAUCAAGCCCGUCAUUGGUCACAGCAAGCAAUACACUUACACCAAGGCCGAAUAA
Molecule: messenger RNA, 318 nt
Organism: Sugiyamaella lignohabitans
Lineage: Eukaryota; Fungi; Ascomycota; Dipodascomycetes; Dipodascales; Trichomonascaceae
Gene: RPS25B
Product: ribosomal 40S subunit protein S25B
Exons: 1
Coding region: 1-318 (105 amino acids)
Cellular component (GO): cytosolic small ribosomal subunit
Molecular function (GO): structural constituent of ribosome
Source: RefSeq, a predicted model, not a curated record